GGUCACACUGCAAAUCAUAGUUUUUUAUUUUGGUAGUGCGUAGGAGAUUCGGUACAAACUUUAAUAAUUCAUUAUAGUUUGCAACAAUUCCGCUACCAUCGAAAACAAAAAACAAAAACACGUGCUGCUAGCGGCAACAACAACGAAAAAGAAGAAGAAGCACAUAUUAAAUCUUUUUGUUUUGCAACAAGUGUAAAGAACAACAAAAUCCAAAAUGGGUAUGGUACAGAAACGCAAGAAGAUGCACUACGGUGAUACACAUCUUCAGCGUCGCUGGCGUGUACGUAAUCGUCGACGCGACUUGGAUCAAAUCGAUACUGAUUUGCAGACUCGCAGCGCCGAACUGAUCAAUCAGGGUGUUGAUCUUGAAAAGCCUGGAUUUGCGCAAUUCUAUUGUGUGCAUUGUGCUAAAUAUUUUAUCAAUGACACUGCCCUGCAGGGCCAUUUUCGCACAAAAGUUCAUAAACGCCGCCUCAAAGCCCUGGAAACGGAGCCUUACAGCAUUGAGGAGUCGGAACGUGCCGCUGGACGUGGCAGCUUCCAGAAGCCCAAGAAACGUGUAAUGGAAACACAGCCCAGCAAAGAAGAUGUCAUUGCUGGUAAACGUAUCAAAGUCGAGGAAGUCCCCAACAAGGAAGGCACAACGAAUAUGGCUCAGGAUGAUGAUCAAGAAGAACUACCCAGCACAUCUUCAUCGUCAGCGAAACCGAAACGCAAGAGACCACAAAAUAUGGAAACCUAAUUCUGAACAAUAUGAAUAUGUUUUUUAGCAUUGGUUAAUAUUUUGUUUCUAUUGUAGUUAAUUAAGAAAUUCUCUUCCGUCAGAUUGAAAAUAUACAUAUAAAUACUUGCAAUCUA
Drosophila willistoni is the source of this 858-nucleotide messenger RNA. RefSeq names its product zinc finger protein 593 homolog. Gene Ontology annotation, molecular function: zinc ion binding; nucleic acid binding. NCBI's taxonomy places the organism in Eukaryota, Metazoa, Arthropoda, Insecta, Diptera, Drosophilidae. The record is from RefSeq and is a predicted model, not a curated record. The coding region runs from base 215 to 742 and encodes 175 amino acids. The transcript has 2 exons.